AUGAAAUCGGUGGGAGGCUCUGAGGGGCAGGAACUGCCACAACUGCCGAGUGGGGCCUGGGACAACCCGGUUUGCUGUGGCCCCCUGUCACCGCCCGGGACCCUGAUGGUUUGCACCGUCUCUGGAGCUGCCGCAGCCCAGCCAGGGAAGGCUGGAGACAGGACCCCCGAGAAGGCCCAGCUGGUCUCGGUGUCCGCCUGCUGCCUCCAGAUCGGACGCGCCAUCCGAGGCCUGUGGAGGACCACCCUGACGGAGGACACGGCCGAGAACCGGGAGCUGUACGUCAGGACCGCGCUGCGGGAGCUGCUGCUCUACGCCCUGUUCCUGCUGGACAUCUGUCUCCUGACCUACGGCAUGACGAGCUCCAGUGCCUACUACUACACCAAAGUGAUGUCCGAGCUCUUCUUACGCAGCCCGGCGGACAGCGGCGUCUCCUUCCACACCAUCAGCAGCAUGGCAGACUUCUGGGACUUUGCCCAGGGUCCACUACUGGACAGUUUGUACUGGACCAAAUGGUACAACAACCAGAGUCUGGGGCGAGGCUCCCACUCGUUCAUCUAUUACGAGAACCUGCUGCUGGGGGCGCCUCGGCUGCGGCAGCUGAGGGUCCGCAACGACUCCUGCGUGGUGCAUGAGGACUUCCGCGAGGAUAUCCUGAGCUGCUAUGACGGCUACUCCCCGGACAAGGAGGAGCAGCAACCCUACGGGCUCCUCAACGGCACCGCGUGGACAUACCACUCCCCGGAGGAGCUGGGGGGCUCCUCCCACUGGGGCCGCCUCACCAGCUACGGUGGUGGUGGCUACUACCUGGACCUUCCUGGAUCCCGAGAGGCCAGCGAGGAUGCCCUUCGGGACCUUCAGGAGGGGCUGUGGCUAGACCGGGGUACUCGGGUGGUCUUCAUCGACUUCUCUGUCUACAAUGCCAACAUGAAUCUUUUCUGUGUUCUGAGACUGGUGGUGGAAUUUCCGGCCACCGGAGGGGCCAUUCCGUCAUGGCAGGUCCGCACCGUGAAGCUGAUCCGCUACAUCAGCCGCUGGGACUUCUUCAUCGUGGGCUGUGAGAUCGCCUUCUGCAUCUUCAUCUUCUACUACGUAGUGGAGGAGAUCCUGGAGCUCCAUAUCCACGGGCUUCGCUACCUCAGCAGCAUCUGGAACAUUCUGGACUUGGUGGUCAUCUUGCUGUCCAUUGUGGCUGUGGGCUUCCACGUAUUCCGCACCCUCGAGGUGAAUCGGCUGAUGGGGACGCUCCUGCAGCAGCCAAACACCUAUGCGGACUUUGAGUUCCUGGCCUUCUGGCAGACACAGUACAACAACAUGAAUGCCGUCAAUCUCUUCUUUGCCUGGAUCAAGAUAUUCAAGUACAUCAGCUUCAACAAAACCAUGACCCAGUUGUCUUCCACGCUGGCGCGCUGUGCCAAGGAUAUCCUGGGCUUUGCAGUCAUGUUCUUCAUCGUCUUUUUCGCCUAUGCUCAACUUGGCUACCUGCUUUUCGGCACCCAAGUGGAAAACUUUAGCACUUUCAUCAAGUGCAUUUUCACUCAGUUCAGGAUCAUCCUUGGGGACUUUGACUACGAUGCUAUCGACAACGCCAACCGCAUCCUGGGACCUGCUUACUUUGUCACCUAUGUCUUCUUUGUCUUCUUUGUGCUCCUGAACAUGUUCCUGGCCAUCAUCAAUGACACGUACUCUGAAGUCAAGGAGGAGUUGGCUGGGCAGAAGGAUGAGCUGCAGCUCUCAGACCUCCUGAAACAGGGCUAUACGAAGGCCCUCCGGAGGCUGCGGCUGAGGAAGGAGCAGGUGGCGGCCGCGCAGCAGGCCCUCCGGGGUGGAGCGCAGGAGACCCAGUUGGAGGAUUUCUCCAGCACCUUGAGGGAACUGGGACACACAGAGCAUGAAAUCACUGAGCUCACAGCUGUCAGCACGUUCAACCAGGAUGGGAAUUGUGUCCUGGAUGAGAAGGAGCAGGAGUUGAUGCGGCAGGACCCGGAAGAGGAACGGAUGACACUCCACGCUGAGACUGAGAACCUGGGCCAAGCAGGCGAGUCAGGCCCAGAGGCUGCCAGAGCAAGUGGUAGCAUUUCAGAAGAAUUCUACAGGCUCACUAGGAGGGUUCUGCAACUGGAGACUCUUCUGGAAGGAGUCAUGUCCCAGGUUGAUGCUGUAGGCUCAAGGCUGCAGGUGCUGGAGAGACAGAGGCAGCUGACUCCAUCCCCAGCCACAGAGCCCCCUCUGCACUUCACCUUCGCUCAGAAGUUGAACAUAUUCUUGCUAGCAUUCCCCUAA
Messenger RNA from Sorex araneus (European shrew), 2283 nucleotides. It is a transcript of the gene PKD2L1, whose product is annotated as polycystin 2 like 1, transient receptor potential cation channel. The transcript is spliced from 16 exons. Gene Ontology annotation, molecular function: calcium ion binding; calcium-activated potassium channel activity; calcium channel activity. The coding region runs from base 1 to 2283 and encodes 760 amino acids. NCBI's taxonomy places the organism in Eukaryota, Metazoa, Chordata, Mammalia, Eulipotyphla, Soricidae. Gene Ontology annotation, cellular component: membrane. The record is from RefSeq and is a predicted model, not a curated record. Gene Ontology annotation, biological process: potassium ion transmembrane transport; detection of mechanical stimulus.